AUUCAUCUCAUGUACACCUUUCUUUUUCGAAAUCAGAUCGUCCGCUGAGAUAAUCAAGCACGGACCACAUAACUACUAACUAUCCGGAGAACGAAAAGAUCCCCGCGGCGGGACGUCUGUAGACCCCUCUAUGACUCCAUAGCCUUUUCAAAGUGAGCGACGGCUCUGGAACGAAAAAAGAGAGAGAAAAACACUGGAAAGACAAAAAUGCCUCCCAGUCUGUGCUUCCGCUGCAAGGAAGCCAGAGCAGUUAUUAUCAGACCGAAGAACCGCCACAAGCUUUGCAGAUCCUGCUUUUUGCACGUCUUCGAGACCGAGAUCCACGAAACGAUCAGUUCGACUUCCCUAUUCCAGCGUGGUGAGCGCAUCGCUAUCGGCGCUAGUGGUGGGAAAGACAGUACUGUGCUUGCGUCGGUCCUGAAGACACUGAAUGAACGCUACGACUAUGGCCUCGACUUAGUUCUGCUGUCUAUCGACGAGGGCAUCAAAGGCUAUCGCGAUGACAGUCUGGAGACGGUGAAGCGGAACGCACAGCAAUACGAUAUGCCUCUUGAAAUCGUUGGAUAUGACGAAUUAUAUGGCUGGACGAUGGACCAGGUCGUCGCGCAGGUCGGGAAGAAGGGAAACUGCACCUAUUGCGGAGUCUUUCGCCGUCAGGCUCUUGAUCGCGGGGCCGCGAGACUGGGCAUCAAGCAUGUGGUCACCGGACAUAAUGCAGACGAUGUGGCGGAGACGGUGAUGAUGAAUCUUCUCCGAGGAGACCUGCCUCGUCUGUCGAGAGGGACGAGCAUCGUUACGGAUUCAGAUGCCUCCGAGAUCAAACGGAGCAAGCCACUUAAGUACGCUUACGAGAAGGAGAUCGUCCUCUACGCGCAUCACAAGAAGCUAGACUAUUUUAGCACCGAGUGCAUCUAUUCACCGGAGGCUUUCAGAGGUAGUGCUCGGACCCUGAUCAAGGAUUUGGAGAAGAUCCGCCCUAGUUCCAUUCUCGACAUCGUUCGGAGUGGCGAGGAUAUGGCUCUACUUGUUCCGCCGGAGGUAGCUGGGACGCGGAAGUGCAUGUCUGGUUCUGCUGCAUCUGCGGAAGCAGAUGAUUACUCUACUGGUGGCUGUGGAAGUCAGAAUGGACGAUCCAGCGGUGGCGAGAUGGCAGAGAUGGAGAAGCAGCUGGCUGCAGAUGAGGCGGCGCGUGAGAACGAGACUGAAAUCACAUUACCGCCAGUGAAUCGGCCGUCUACUGCCGCUGUUCCGCUGAAGAAGAGGGCUACUGGGACAAAGGCCAAGGGUGUAAAGCCUUUGAAGUUGCAGAAAAUGGGCAAAUGUGAGCGAUGUGGGUAUCUUUCGAGUCAGAAGAUUUGCAAGGCUUGUGCGCUCCUGGAAGGUCUCAACAAGAAUCGGCCCAAGACCUCGAUCGAAUUGACCGUUGGGGUUGAGGACGAGGAGAGCAGCACGACUCUCAUGAGACAAAUGGAAAGCAUCGAGCUUACUAGUGGAUGAUUCCUGCCUGCAAGAUGACGGGCUAUAUUUGGAAAGAAUUAUUCACAUUUAUAAAAGGGCUGCGGGAGACAAGGGAACGUCUAGGACAGCAGGAGUUCAUACAACCCAUGCAAAGAAUUCUCCUUGCAGUACCUAAAGGCAAGGUGCUCGCAGUCCCUCCAGGGUACAUCUAGCAGGUCGAGUUGGGCCCCGACUGGAGUAUGAGUACAGCUCAGUUUCUCCUGGAAACGGAUCCAAGAUUGUGCCUAUAUCGCUUUAGAGCAGUGCAAUAUCUGAGAUCAAGGCCUCGAGCUGUCCGGUCUCUAUAUUCUCAGAUGCCAUCCCGACAGCAAAUGUGGUGGACAGCUUCAAUACAGAGCCCGCAUCAUG
Molecule: messenger RNA, 1866 nt
Organism: Paecilomyces variotii
Lineage: Eukaryota; Fungi; Ascomycota; Eurotiomycetes; Eurotiales; Thermoascaceae
Product: putative PP-loop ATPase superfamily protein
Exons: 1
Coding region: 208-1497 (429 amino acids)
Biological process (GO): tRNA wobble position uridine thiolation
Cellular component (GO): cytosolic tRNA wobble base thiouridylase complex; mitochondrion
Molecular function (GO): tRNA binding
Source: RefSeq, a predicted model, not a curated record